Solanum stenotomum is the source of this 1062-nucleotide messenger RNA. RefSeq lists its product as uncharacterized. The record is from RefSeq and is a predicted model, not a curated record. NCBI's taxonomy places the organism in Eukaryota, Viridiplantae, Streptophyta, Magnoliopsida, Solanales, Solanaceae. The transcript has a single exon. Bases 1 to 1062 code for a protein of 353 amino acids. Gene Ontology annotation, molecular function: nucleic acid binding; zinc ion binding.
AUGGAGACAUGGAGUUUAUUUUUGGAUCAUUUGCACUUGCACGUUGUCAAGGGUCGUAGAGGUGUGGCAUUGAUUUCAGAUAGGCAUCACGGAAUACUCUCAUCCGUGUAUAAUUCUCCCAAUUGGCUGGCCCCAUUUGGGUUUCAUCGUUUUUGUUUAAGACAUUUGAAGGCCAAUUUUCAAAAAAAAUUCAAAAAUGUCAUUUUAAACAAUCUUUUAUGGGCAGCUGCAAAUCACUGUCAGGAGAAAAAGUUUUUGGAAAGAAUGGAGAUGAUCAAGGAGAUUAACCCGGAAGCGUAUGUGUGGUUAAUGAAGAACGAUCUUGACAAAUGGACAUUGCACAGGGAUGGAGGUAGGAGAUGGGGCAUGUUGACAACAAACAGUUUUGAGUCAUUCAAUGGUCUUCUUAAGUCAGCCAGGGGCCUGCCAGUUACUGCAAUGGUAAGACUCACUUACAAUCAGAUUGUGAACCGAUUUGUUACAAGAUCAAAAUUUGUCAAUCAGCUGGUACAACAAAAGCAACAAUGGAUGCCUAAACCAUUCAAGAUUUUUGAGGAUAAUCGAAAAAAGUCACAGCGUCACACACUUAUCAACUAUCACCAACAAAGGGAAAACAUAUUUGAGGUGCAGACACAUAUGCAUCAUGGCAGUGGUGGUAAUAAGCACAUUGUAAAUGCAUCACAAGGAAAAUGUCAAUGUGGUAAAUGGCAAUCAUACCACAUUCCGUGUUCUCAUGCAAUAAAGGGAUUUGACCAAAUUGGGUAUCAAACAUGGGAGCAUAUGGCACCAGAAUUUAGCGUGCAUAGCUACAAAAAAGCCUACUCUGGACAAUUCAAUCCACUCGGCGGUGAAAAAUAUUGGCCUGAUAGUCCUUUUCUUAUGAUAGCAAAUAAAAAAUAUUUACGAAAAGUGGGCGUAAAUAAAAUCACCCAUAUACAUAAUGAAAUGGAUGUUCCCGCAAGUACACUUACUCGCAAAUGUUCAACGUGCAAACAAAUAGGCCAUGAUAGGCGUAACUGUCCUUCACAAGCUCGAAACGCCUCAUAUGGUGGUAGUAGCUAA